GUUCCGCUCGUGUCGAGCGAGGAAAGCUACAUCCUUGGAGAGAAGGGCUUCCUUCCGAGGAAGUGAAAAUCCAACGAUUGAUGAAAUUCUCAUAAGGCACAGCGAGCUGAAUGCGUGCUUUCACCGGCCGCCUGUUACGGUGUAUUGCGCGGAAGGAGCCACCACCGCGGCAUCAACUAACAUCCAGACCCACCCUACCUACAAGGCAGCCCAGGGGGAAGCAGCUUUUUUUUUUUUUUUGUGGGAAUUAGCUAACGAUGCUAACUUUAGCUUUGUUUACAUGGAGCGCGCGCCUCGUACCUGUUAGCUAAUUGCUAACCGAGUCUAUUUAGCCACCAAAGUACUGCCUCGACGCUCUUUUUUUGACCACAAUUAAGCGACCUUUUUCCAUUUUAUUGAAAUCGUUGGUCUUUAUGGCCGAGUCGAGCGUCUUCUGGCGCGAGGCAACUUGCCGCGGACACCACCGCGAGCGAGCUAGGUAGCUAAGCUAACAAGCUAGACUCGGUCACACGAUGCUAAUCCUUUGAAGAAAGUUCCCCCAGCUUGUCGGAGUAAUAAUGUGAUCACUUAUGACGACGUGCGUGUGAAUGUUUUCAUUAAAGAACGCUGAUAUUUAUUUAUUUGUGCGCACUGACGCACGCCGACCGGGGAUGCUAACGCUGUUAGCACGUUAGCUUCCCCGCUGUAGUGACCACUUAAUUCAUAUGUGGACGCAAAACUCCCCAGCUUGCUGCUUCCUUUCCACCCCGUCACUGGACUAAUAAAAAAUAAAAAAUAGCCUCAGUAGCCCCUCUGCAUCCUUUGGAUAUUCCUUUCCCAGAGAGGCGGCUAUGAACCCGGUCAACGCGGCCGCCCUGUACGUGUCCGCCAGCCGGGCCGUGCUGCAGUGUGACCCGCGGCAGCCGCACACCUUCUCGGACAUGUACACGCUGCUGCCCUUCUUCCGACAGUCGCUGGCUUGUCUCGUCUGUGGCGAGCUGGUACGGGACCCGGUGUCGGCGCCGCACCCCGGCUGUCCGCACCACGUGUGUCUGGGCUGCCGGGGCCGGAAGACGACGGCGGGCAGGGCGGCCUGCAGCCGCUGCCGGGACGCAGCCGGCUUCCGGGAGGACAAGCAGCUGUCCCUGCUGGUGCAGCUCUACCGGAAGCUGUGCGUCUACGUGGCGCACUCGGCCCUGCUGCCUUGCGUCAGCGCCAACGCCGAGCUCAUGGCGCUGCUGGAGGAGGCGCUGUUAGCACCCGUAGAGGACGCAGAGUCACCGGACACCCAGGGUUCCUGCACAAGUAUGGAAAGAACUGUGGAUGGCGACUUGGUGGACAGCGAACCUGUUGAGGACAGCGAGUUGUUGGACGGUGAGCCGGCGGAGGACGGCGAGUUGGCGGGUCGCAAACUGUUGGACAAUGAGUUGGUGGAUGGUGGGUUGGUGGACGGUGAUGCCGUGGAGGACGGCGAGUUGGAGCUGGAAGCCUCCGCUGCCGAGUCGUCCACCCAGACCAAGAAGCUGCAGGUACCCGGUGAGCUCUACCCAGAGCCGGGGGGGUGCAACGGGGCACUCCUGGAAAACCUGGAGCCGUCUUCGCCCGAGCUGGAAGUGUGCGAGCUGAUGGAGGAGACUCUACCGCAGCCCCAACCGGAGGGCCUCCCCGUAUCUGACACGGCCACUCUGGAGUUGAGUCUCACCACCGGACCCUUCACUGCCGGAGCCUUCGCCCCCGGAGCCUAUCCCACUGGAGCCUUCCCCGCCGGAGCCUUUGCCCCCGCACCGGGCGGCAGGGAGCUGGAGGAGGGCGAGGUGCUUCUCCUUAGCGUAGAGGAGGUCCUCCAGACUCUGGACCCCCUCCAGCCGCCCACUGUCGGCCCCCCGGACCGGCACGCCCACAUGUACCUGCAGCUGGAUGCCGCCCACAACUACACGCAGUUGCACACGGAAAGGACUCACAUGGCGGUGACCCCAGUGUUCCCUCCUCCGACUCUUCCUCCUCCUCUUCCUACCUCACCUUCCUCCCCGUCGUCAUCGCGCCACAAACGCAAGCGCUCGCGAUCGGAGAGCGACCGCGAGCAGGUGAGGCCGCUCCCCAUCGCCUCCAUCCUGCAGGGGCCGACGUCACCGCACGCUCAGCACGCCGCUGCGCCUUCCUUCGUCACGCCGCCGCACGCCUACUCGUCCCUCUACAACGGGGCGCCUCCCAAACCCGCCCGCCACCACCAUCACCAUCACCACCACCACCACGGCAAGGGUGCCCGCAAGCACGGAGAGCUGGCCGCCAAGAAGAAGGCCCGUUCGGGCGGCAAGAGCAAGGAGCGCAGCAAAGAGCAGCGGCUGCAGCUCUCCGGUUGCCUGGUGCCCCCCGCGCCCGCGCGGCCCCCAUACAAGAAGCCUGUGGAAAAGAAAGGCUGCAAGUGCGGACGUGCCACCCAGAACCCGUCGGUGCUGACCUGCAGGGGGCAGCGCUGCCCCUGUUACUCUAAUCGAAAGGCUUGCCUGGACUGCAUCUGCCGCGGCUGCCAGAACUCUUACAUGGCCAACGGCGAGAAGAAGCUGGAGGCGUUCGCCGUGCCCGAGAAGGCGCUGGAGCAGACGCGGCUCACGCUGGGCAUCAACCUCACCAGCAUCACGGCGGCCGCCGCUCUCCGCAGCCCGGCGGGCAGCGGCCUCCGUGCCGGCACCCUGCUCAACGUCGCCACGGCGACCGGCGCCCCGGUAGCCACCGCCUUCCUGUCGGCCAGCAGCCCGCCGAGGGACCCCGCCUACGAGGACAGCCUGGAGCUGCUCAUUGGCUGAACCCCGCCAGGAGGUGGGCCAGACUUUUCUUAUUUUUUUUGUUUUUUUCCGGUGCUCAUUGAAUGUUUCGGCUGCUCGCCACACCUGGCCUCCUGAAGGAGGCGCAACCAUGGCAGCUGCUUUCUUCUGUGGUGGAAAAUGCGCAGUAAUUGGACUAGCGUGGGCAUGCCAAACCCUCGUGUAUCGUGCCUGUGUGCGCGUGUGUGUGCGUGGGUGUUUGUCUCUCUCUCAAGCUUUCCCAUCAUACACCAUUCUGAAGGCAAUAGGACCCCCCCUCCCAUACUGCCAUGCCACACCCCCAUAGUUCCCUUUUUACCAUAUCGCUGUGCAAGCAACCGUCACAUCGAAGCACUUGACUGACAUUUAGCGUCGCUAGCACUUAGUGUGACCCGACAAAACUUCCACGGUGUGUUCAAAGACAACUCUGCAGCGCUUCUGUAAAAUCCCAAGCCAUAGGUUGUCGUCGCCGUUUUAUUUACCCCCCACCCAGAGAUUUCUUGUGUGUCUGUGAGUGUGUGUGUGUACAUUUUUAAGAGCGAGAGAGAGAGGGCGUGUCAGGCCUGAUAGAGCGUGUGUGUAUGUGUGAAAGAGUGCGCGUGUGUCGUCCUAGUGCAUCAUCACUGUAUCGGUCCAGCAGGUGUGGGACCAACAAAACCUUUCUAAAAAAAGAAACAAACAAAAAAAAAAAACUGAGCGACAGAGUGAGGACUCUCAGCGAUGAUAGAGCAUCUCUCCAUUGGUAGCAGGCGGGUUAUGACAUAAUGAUCAGCAUAUAUAAUGUAAUCUUCCCAUAUGUGUGCGUUUGUGUCUUUUUGGGCAUUACUUGA
Messenger RNA from Phycodurus eques (leafy seadragon), 3610 nucleotides. RefSeq names its product E3 ubiquitin-protein ligase MSL2-like. Gene Ontology annotation, cellular component: MSL complex. The transcript has 4 exons. NCBI's taxonomy places the organism in Eukaryota, Metazoa, Chordata, Actinopteri, Syngnathiformes, Syngnathidae. The record is from RefSeq and is a predicted model, not a curated record. Bases 831 to 2783 code for a protein of 650 amino acids. Gene Ontology annotation, molecular function: ubiquitin protein ligase activity.